This is a messenger RNA of Oncorhynchus nerka (sockeye salmon), 2676 nucleotides long. Its product is annotated as zinc transporter 7-like. NCBI's taxonomy places the organism in Eukaryota, Metazoa, Chordata, Actinopteri, Salmoniformes, Salmonidae. Gene Ontology annotation, cellular component: cytoplasmic vesicle; membrane; Golgi apparatus. Bases 83 to 1273 code for a protein of 396 amino acids. Gene Ontology annotation, biological process: zinc ion import into Golgi lumen; intracellular zinc ion homeostasis. Gene Ontology annotation, molecular function: zinc ion transmembrane transporter activity. The record is from RefSeq and is a predicted model, not a curated record. The transcript has 11 exons.
CUGAGAGCUGAGUUGGUGGUUCCAGCUCAAACCAGCAGUAUUUAGCUAGCUAGCUUGGCACAACCUGGGAGGGACUGCUAAAAUGUUACCAUUAUCUAUAAAAGACGACGAGUACAAGCCACCCAAAUUCAACCUCCUCGCCAAGAUUUCAGGAUGGUUCAGAUCAAUCCUAUCUGAUAAAACAUCACGCAAUUUGUUUUUCUUUCUCUGUCUGAAUCUGUCCUUUGCUUUUGUUGAAUUAUCGUACGGCAUAUGGAGUAACAGUUUAGGUUUGAUAUCAGAUUCCUUUCACAUGUUCUUUGACUGCACUGCACUUUUAGCCGGACUUGCAGCCUCCGUGAUUUCCAGGUGGAGGUCGAAUGACUCAUUCUCAUAUGGAUAUGUGAGGGCGGAGGUGUUGGCAGGGUUUGUGAAUGGCCUGUUCCUCAUCUUCACCGCCUUCUUCAUUUUCUCAGAAGGUGUAGAGAGGGCUUUGGAGCCGCCACACGUGAAUCACGAUCGUCUGCUCCCCGUGUCUGUCGCUGGGCUGCUGGUGAACCUGGUGGGCAUCUUUAUAUUUCAGCACGGGGGCCACGGCCACUCUCACGGAGGGGAUGAAGGUCACAGCCACUCUCUGUUCAAUGGCAAUGCAGGUCACGGACACAGCCAUGGGGGGCAUGGGCACGAGUCCAAACAUGGAGAUGGGCACGAGUCCAAACAUGGAGAUGGGCACGAGCACAGCCAUGGAGAUGGACACGGGCACAGCCACGGAGGGCACGGACAUGGACACAGCCACUCCCACGAGGAGCCCCACUGCCAUGAUGAACUGCACACGCCAGGGAAGGGCUCCAGCAAACAGAUUUUGCAAGGGGUGUUUUUACAUAUCGUAGCUGACACUCUGGGCAGUGUGGGAGUGAUCAUCUCAGCGCUCCUGAUGCAGAAGUAUGACCUGAUGAUCGCUGACCCCAUCUGCUCCAUGUGCAUCUCCAUUCUAAUCGGAGUCAGUGUAGUGCCUUUGCUGAGGGAGUCCAUUGGGAUUCUGAUGCAGCGAACUCCGCCCUCUCUGGACAAUGCCCUGCCAGAAUGCUACCAGAGGGUGCAGCAGUUGCAGGGUGUGUACAAUCUGCAGGAGCCUCACUUCUGGACCCUAUGCACAGAUGUCUACAUUGGCACAGUCAAGCUGCUAAUUGCACCUGACGCUGACAGCAAAUGGAUUCUAAGCCAAACGCACAACAUUUUCACACAGGCUGGAAUACGGCAACUGUAUGUCCAGAUAGAAGUGGCGACGAUGUAGGACUCGUUCCUCGUCUCUCCCUGGGACCAAAGCCUCUGUGUGCUGCUGUGGGGUUUCCUCCCCACCCUUUCCCCCCUAAACCCUGCAUCUCUCUGGGUUUUAAAGUCCACAUCAAAAACCAAGGACCAAGACGGAAGCAGCUACAGGACAAGUACACUGACUCUUGAGAGGACACAAGAAAACGGGGGAAACCAAAACUCGCCAAUUAUGAUGAGACGUCUGCGGGGAAAACGAGAACUUUGCACACACCCACUUCCACCCAUUCUACUGUUUAGGAAGUGUUUAUCUUAAUGUCAGAGACCUAUUUUGGUUUUCUCCCCCCCCCCCCCCCUCCAUUUUAAGAUGGGAUUUUAAUUCAUUUGUAACUAUUGUCUGCGUUAAAGUACACUUCAAUGGACAUUCGUGUUAAGCCCUGCAACCAUGUAAGAUCCAUAGAUGGUCUAUUUUUAUACGUCCAUAUGAGUCACACACAAUUAACAAGGGGCAUAUUCCAUUUGGCCAUUUAGUUGCACACUUGAGCCGUUCAACUGUCAUUCUGGGUUUCUUAAGUGCCUUUUUCACCAAAUCAUGGACUGGAAUCAUGUCCUCCAGACCCAAAAGGAAUUAGAUGACCAACAUGAGUCUUGUUAUUCCAACCCCUUGGUUCCAUCCUUGAUCCAGCAUCCCUUUGAGGGUUGUCAUGGUAUUUUUCCUACGGGAAUAUUGUCAUAAUUCCCUGGACGGCACACAGUGGUUUUAUUUGAACCAUGAACAGCUGCGUACGACCUUGUCAAAGAGGAUGGUUAAAACCGAUGUAAGCCUAAAACCCAUGAUUUCAUUGCCCUCAUUGGUCUUACUUUAAUGUAAUGGGCCAAGUGUGCAGUUGGCCAGUUCCAUUCUUAUUUUGAAAUGUAAUAAAUGAUUUUACUGCAUAUAAUUUAUUUUCUCUCAUUACUGGCAGAGGUUGAAAUUUUGAUAGUUGAACUUGAAGAAAAGGUUUGGCACAGAUUGCACAUCAAUGUUUAUUCGUUACAUGGAUAUUUGAGAGAAGAGGGUGCACAUUUUUAAAUGUAUUUUGCUCCGUUUGCGCUGUCAUCCAUGAUUUAUCUGUACAUUUUUAUUUUUGACAAUGUCAUUAAAUUGUUGCAUAUCAAGUAGGGCUCGACUAUCUGUAGCACUGAAGAGCUACAGCUAUUCAGCUUAAGCAGAGACUGCAUUCACAGUAAACGCUGCAUAUUUCGGCUCAAUUGGAAAUGACCUUUUUUACAUUUCAGAAGCUGUGAACUUCAGCGAUACGAGCCCUUACAUUAUCUGGAGGAAAUGGAGUUGCUGCCGCCUUUUAAAAGUCUAUCCAACUCAGGAACUAGAUGAUGAAUUCUAAGUGUCAUUUAAGCACAUCAGUAUUAAUAAAUCAGUGAAAUAUG